GGCAGAUCACAUGUGCACUCAGCUGACACCACAGCUAACAAAAUCCGUGUGCGACCUUGUCUGGUGCUCUGGAGGAGGGAAGAAGCCUACAGGGACCCAUCAAUCUACUGAUAGCAGCAAGGACAGACAGCAUGAGCACAGCUGGAAAAGUAAUCAAGUGCAAAGCAGCUGUGCUAUGGGAGACUCACAAGCCCUUCUCCAUCGAGGACAUAGAAGUCGCACCCCCCAAGGCCCACGAAGUUCGCAUUAAGAUGGUGGCCACGGGCGUCUGCCGUUCAGAUGAUCAUGUGGUUAGUGGAAGCAUGGUUUCACCUUUCCCUGUAGUUGUAGGCCACGAGGGAGCCGGUAUUGUGGAGAGCGUUGGAGAAGGAGUGACUUCUGUAAAACCAGGUGAUAAAGUCAUCCCGCUCUUCUCUCCCCAGUGUGGAAAAUGCAGGGUUUGCAAGCACCCAGAAAACAACUUGUGUAUAAAAAAUGAUUUGAUAAAACCUCGGGGGACUCUGCUGGAUGGCACCUGCAGGUUCACCUGCAGGGGGAAGCCAAUUCACAACUUCCUGGGCACCAGCACGUUCUCCCAGUACACUGUGGUAGAUGAGAUAGCGGUGGCUAAAAUCGAUGGAGCGUCACCACUCGAGAAAGUCUGCCUCAUCGGCUGCGGGUUCACAACUGGCUAUGGCUCUGCUGUCAAAGUUGCCAAGGUGACCCCAGGCUCCAGCUGUGCUGUGUUUGGUCUUGGAGGUGUUGGUCUGUCUGUCGUCAUCGGCUGUAAAACAGCUGGAGCAUCCAGGAUCAUUGCUGUGGACAUCAACAAAGACAAGUUUGCAAAGGCCAAAGAAUUGGGUGCAACCGAGUGCAUCAACCCUCUAGACUACAACAAACCCAUUGAGGAGGUUCUCCAGGAAAUGACCGAUGGAGGAGUAGACUUUUCCUUUGAAGUAAUCGGUCGGCUUGACACCAUGAAUUCUGCCCUGGUAAGCUGCCAUGCAGCAUGUGGUGUAAGUGUCAUUGUGGGGGUGCCUCCUAAUGCAAAAAACCUCUCAGUGAACCCCAUGUUGCUGUUGCUGGGUCGUACCUGGAAAGGAGCAAUAUUUGGUGGGUACAAGAGUAAAGAUGAAGUCCCCAGACUUGUGACUGAUUUUAUGGCUGAGAAGUUUCCAUUGGAGCCAUUAAUUACUCAUGUUUUACCUUUUGAGGAAAUAAAUGAAGGAUUUGAUCUGCUUCGCACUGGAAAGAGCUGAGAUGUGUACCUGCAGGAUCACCCUGGGUAGACAAACGUCACCCACAUCCAAAGCCGAUGGACAAGCUCUAUGAAAAGCAGGGCAGACCAGUUACUACGUCUUCCUUGACAGAAAGCUCUGAGCUUACAGAACUGAACUUGAUGCUGCUUCACUACCACCAGCUGUAUGGCUGUUGCCUAUCUUAGUGCUAUCACCGAAAAGCACAACACAAUAAAACACUUAACUAAA
This is a messenger RNA of Mesocricetus auratus (golden hamster), 1466 nucleotides long. RefSeq names its product alcohol dehydrogenase 1-like. The transcript has 9 exons. The record is from RefSeq and is a predicted model, not a curated record. Gene Ontology annotation, molecular function: all-trans-retinol dehydrogenase (NAD+) activity; zinc ion binding. Gene Ontology annotation, biological process: retinoic acid metabolic process; retinol metabolic process. Lineage: Eukaryota; Metazoa; Chordata; Mammalia; Rodentia; Cricetidae. Gene Ontology annotation, cellular component: cytosol. Bases 132 to 1238 code for a protein of 368 amino acids.